Molecule: messenger RNA, 2282 nt
Organism: Castor canadensis (American beaver)
Lineage: Eukaryota; Metazoa; Chordata; Mammalia; Rodentia; Castoridae
Gene: Neurl1b
Product: neuralized E3 ubiquitin protein ligase 1B
Biological process (GO): ubiquitin-dependent endocytosis
Cellular component (GO): early endosome
Molecular function (GO): ubiquitin protein ligase activity
Source: RefSeq, a predicted model, not a curated record
CGCGCCCAGCUGCCGCCGCCGGCUCGCCGGUGCAGCGGCGAUGCCCCGGAGCCCCAUCCUGGCCACGGCCCCCGGCCCGCCGCGGAAUUAGCCUCGGUGCGCGCCGCCGCUGACCUCGCUUCCGCCGCAGCGAUGGGCAACACGGUGCACAGGACCUUGCCAGAUGCGCCAAAGGGCCGCCAGGGCGAUGCCGCUAGCCCCCUCGCCUUUGUUCCAGCCUGAGGGCGCUGAUGAGCGAGCCUGGGGCGACCUGGGGGGUGACUGGAGCCGGGCUCGCCAGGGCUUCCGACGGUCAGGAGCCGCCCGGGUGCAGUGCCGAGUCGCCGCCAGUGUGCCCAUCGCAGUUGACUCCAGCCCUCCAGCGCGCCUCCUGGCCACCCGGCCGUGCUGUGGCCCCGGCUCCGAGCGGCGCCCGGUCCUGGGCGAGGCGCCGCGUUUCCACGCGCAGGCCAAGGGUAAGAACGUGCGGCUGGACGGCCACUCGCGCCGGGCCACGCGGCGCAACAGCUUCUGCAAUGGCGUCACGUUCACGCAGCGGCCCAUCCGGCUGUAUGAACAGGUGCGGCUGCGCCUGGUGGCCGUGCGCCCCGGCUGGAGCGGCGCACUGCGCUUCGGCUUCACUGCGCACGACCCGUCGCUCAUGAGCGCGCAGGACAUCCCCAAGUACGCCUGCCCCGACUUGGUCACGCGGCCCGGCUACUGGGCCAAGGCGCUGCCUGAGAACCUGGCGCUGCGCGACACGGUGCUGGCCUACUGGGCCGAUCGCCAUGGCCGCGUCUUCUACAGCGUCAACGAUGGCGAGCCGGUGCUCUUCCACUGCGGCGUGGCCGUGGGCGGCCCGCUGUGGGCGCUCAUCGACGUCUAUGGCAUCACAGACGAGGUGCAGCUCCUCGAGAGCGCCUUCGCAGACACGCUGACGCCCGCGCGCCUGGGCCAGGCCCGCUUCAGCGCCUGCCUGCCGCCCAGCAGCCACGACGCGGCCAACUUCGACAACAACGAGCUGGAGAAUAGCCAGGUGGUGGCCAAGCUGGGCCACCUGGCGCUGGGGCGCAGCCCGGGCCCGCCGCCCACCGACGUGGCGGCCGCCGCCAUCCCAUGCGGGCCCCGCGAGCGCCCGCGGCCCGCGUCGUCGCCCGCGCUGCUCGAGGCGGAUCUGCGCUUCCACGCCACGCGCGGGCCCGACGUGAGCCUGUCUGCGGACCGCAAGGUGGCGUGCGCGCCGCGGCCCGACGGCGGCCGCACGCUCGUCUUCUCCGAGCGCCCGCUGCGGCCCGGCGAGAGCCUCUUCGUGGAGGGUGGGCGUCCGGGGCUGGCGCCGCGCGCACUGGCCUUCGGCAUCACGUCGUGUGACCCGGGCGCGCUGCGGCCCGCCGAGCUGCCCGCCGACCCCGACGCGCUGCUGGACCGCAAGGAGUACUGGGUGGUAGCGCGCGCCGGGCCCGUGCCGAGUGGCGGCGACGCGCUCAGCUUCACGCUGCGGCCGGGCGGCGAGGUGCUGCUGGCCGUCAACGGGCGACCACGCGGCCGCCUGCUGUGCGUGGACACCACGCAGGCGCUCUGGGCCUUCUUUGCGGUGCGCGGCGGCCCCGCCGGCCAGCUACGCCUCCUUGGUACACUGCAGUCCAGUCCUGCCACCACGACCCCAUCAGGAUCCUUCAGCGGCUCCCAGGAUGAUAGCGAUUCAGAUAUGACCUUCAGUGUCAACCAGUCCUCCUCGGAGUCAGAGUCAUCCCUGGUGACAGCCCCCAGCUCCCCGCUGAGUCCCCCAGUGUCCCCAGCCUUCUCCCCUCCAGAACCAACAGGCAGCAAGAGUGGUGAGUGCACAGUGUGCUUCGAUGGCGAGGUGGACACAGUCAUCUACGCGUGUGGACACAUGUGCCUGUGUUACAGCUGUGGCCUGCGGCUCAAAAGGCAGGCACGGGCCUGUUGCCCCAUCUGCCGACGGCCCAUCAAGGAUGUCAUCAAGAUCUACAGGCCGUAGCCUGGCCACCAUGUCACCUUUUGGAAGCCCUCCGUGUGGCUAGGCAACACGCUGACCCCCGCCAGGGAGAACAGGGGCAGCAGCCAUCUCCCUUUGGCCUCUCUCCAAUGGUGGGCAGUGGUAGGCAGGCCUGGAGACAAGACCCCGGGGGCUGCGCCCAGGCAAGGUUUGCUCUGGCUCAAACGUGCUUUGCCCCAAAAGGGCUGACCCAAGAGCAAGCUCAGGAACUGCCUAGUGGAUCCCUGGCCGCUUUGGUGACCUUCAGCUGAAAAACAGCGCCCUCUAUCUGUGCAAUGCUUCU